Empidonax traillii (willow flycatcher) is the source of this 789-nucleotide messenger RNA. Its product is annotated as CMT1A duplicated region transcript 4 protein homolog. The record is from RefSeq and is a predicted model, not a curated record. The transcript has 4 exons. NCBI's taxonomy places the organism in Eukaryota, Metazoa, Chordata, Aves, Passeriformes, Tyrannidae. The coding region runs from base 96 to 713 and encodes 205 amino acids.
GUGGCUUUUCAGUGUGAGACAGAAUCUGCCAUGAAUCCAUCUCCUGCUCCAGCAGGCUGCAGAUCCUGGGGCCAGGCUGGAUAUUCUUUAAGUACAUGAAGGUGCUGCUGUUGAAAGUGGUUUUAUGCUGUCACAGGCACCCAACAAGCGUUGGAUUCCUGGGUGUGUCCUGGAGCCUAAUUCCAGCAGAACUUGCCCUGCUCCCAGGCCUGGCCGCUGCAUCCACAGAUCCAGGGAGACAAAUGGGCAGCUUUUUAGAGGAAAUCCUGGAGCUGUCAGAGCAGGAUGAAUCUGACCCCUCGACAUGGAUGGAACAACCUCCUGCCGACGCCUUCAAGGUUGUGCUGCCCUCAGCCAACGUGGGUCUGCCGGGACACCUCAUCCAGAUCCAGCGCCCCGGACCCGCCUACGUCACCCACACAGGGCCCCUGGUCAGGAGGCUCCUUGAGCAGGACCAGCAGAGAAAAGCUCCAUCCAGGCCCCCUGCACAGACAGAGCCAAACAAGGAGCCUCCAGGAGGUGGUCCUGAGGAGGAUCCCCAGGAGCUGAGCGGAGGCAGCAGCCCUGGGAGCGGGAAGGGCUCCGUGGGGACGCCCCCGGCUCAGAGCCCUUUGACAUCACAGAGCGUUUACAGCAGGGUUAUUUUUGCAAGGAGACCUCCCUCCCGUGUGCUGCCCUGGAGCUCCCUGCUGUGUGCCAGCAGGAAGGAAUGAUCUGCCUGCAACUGGAAGCAAAGAAAAGAAAGAAGAUGCUCUUUUGUGUUUCCCAGAGUCCAUUAAACUAACCCAU